AUGGCAAUGUUUGACAUAAAUGGUAAAGUAGCCCUUAUUACUGGAGGCGCCUCUGGUAUGGGUUACAUAUUCGCCUUGGAUUUACUAGCUAAAGGUUUAAAGGGCGUCACUUUAGCAGAUGUUGCUACAGAUGUUGGAGAACGAGCAAUUAAAGAAAUUGAAGCUAAAUUUGGUAAAGACAGAGCAAUUUUCGUAAAAACUGAUGUCACUAAUGCUAGUGAAUUUGAAGAGGCUUUUCAAAAGACAGUAGAUAAAUUUCAAAAUCUUGACAUUUUGAUAAACAAUGCAGGCAUCGCUCUUGAAAAACGCUGGGAAAAAUUAAUAGAUAUUAACUUGUGUGGUGUCUUUCGUGGAACUCUACUCGGUCUAGAAACUUACCUGCCUAAAUAUAAAUCAGACGAGGAAGCAGUGAUCUUAAACAUAGCAUCCAUAGCUGGUGUGUCACCUCAUGUGGCUUGUCCUGCUUACACUGCAUCCAAAUUCGGUGUUCACGGCCUGACAUUGGCCUGGGGUCAUCCAGCGCAUUUUAAAGACACCAAAGUAAAAGUUAUAGGAGUUUGCCCGGGAGUUACAAUGACCCAAGUGGGUGCUGGAGUCAUGGAGAAUAUGUACAACGACAGAUAUAAGAAAAUACUGUUGUCAACUCCAGAAUUGGAUCCUAAUGUUCCCAAACAAACACCGGAACAAAUGAGUCCUCAUGUAAUAAGACUUAUCGAGAAAGCUCCUAGCGGAACCGUUUGGAUAGUGGAAGCAGGGCAACCGCCUUAUCAAUACGAAAUGAUCAAGCGGGAACAAAUUAAAGACAAACAUUACAUCAAUUAGAAAGUCAGACAUAUUAUUGCUAUUAUUUUAACUGUAAAAGAAUAUUGAUUAUUAGUUGUUUUCCAAAACACAGCAACUUGCUGUUCGAAAUUGUUAAAAUGUCUUAUUUCUGAAAUCCCCCAAGCGAUCUAACUGAGGCGGAUAAUAUAAUUUUUUGAUCUGA
Ceutorhynchus assimilis (cabbage seed weevil) is the source of this 985-nucleotide messenger RNA. The record is from the annotation of a GenBank genome assembly. Lineage: Eukaryota; Metazoa; Arthropoda; Insecta; Coleoptera; Curculionidae.